Molecule: messenger RNA, 7415 nt
Organism: Austrofundulus limnaeus
Lineage: Eukaryota; Metazoa; Chordata; Actinopteri; Cyprinodontiformes; Rivulidae
Gene: ptprz1b
Product: protein tyrosine phosphatase receptor type Z1b
Biological process (GO): peptidyl-tyrosine dephosphorylation
Molecular function (GO): protein tyrosine phosphatase activity; protein binding
Source: RefSeq, a predicted model, not a curated record
CUCCUCAAACCGAGCCCAGCAGAACCGAGCCGAGCCAGGAGUCAGGACAGACGGAAUGAGGAGCUGUUAGCGGCUCGUGCGUCCCUGAAAGCCUCGCUCAGCUCAGCCUCCUUCCGGUCAGCUCGCGCCGAAGAACGAUGGACUUCACAAGAAGGACCGACGUUUUCAUCUCUCAGCUGCUGCUUCUCUGCCAAAUAGUUGUGGCUGUGGAACCGCUGGUCCAAGGCCUGGAGAAGCUCAAUGAAGAGAUGGACUGGUCCUACUCAGUGACCAUAAAUGUGGAUGGGGAGUUUUUUGUGAGCGGAGGAGGACUAAGCUCCAGGUUUCGUGUUGCCAGCCUCAACUUCCACUGGGGGCGCUGCAACGCAACAUCUGCUGGGUCUGAACACAGCCUGAAUGGGAUUAAACACCCCCUGGAGAUGCAGAUCUAUUGCUUCAAUCCUGAUGAUUUCCAAAGUCUAGAUGAUGCGAUUAAAGAAGGAGGGAAAGUCGCUGCCCUGACAGUACUCUUUGAGGUUAGCUUGGACGACAAUGAGAACUUCAUUCCUGUUCAGGAAGCCAUAGAGACGGUCAGCAGGUUUGGUAAGAGUGGGUCAGUUGAAGCCUUCAUGCUGCGCUCGCUGCUGCCAAACAUCACAGAUAAAUAUUACAUCUACAACGGCUCGCUGACGUCUCCUCCCUGCUCUGAACUGGUCGAAUGGAUCGUCUUUAAACACACCGUCGCCAUAUCAGAAUCUCAGCUGGAAGUGUUUUGUGAGGUGAUGACCAUGGAGCAGGCUGGGUAUGUGAUGCUGACGGAUUAUCUGCAGAACAAUUACAGGGAGCAGCAGCAGCAGUUUAUGGGUCAGGUGUUUGCCUCCUACACCGGAGUGGAGGACGUGGUCACACCAACCUGCACCUCGGAGCCACAAAAUGUUCAGGCCGAUGCCCAGAACGACACCACCAUCGUGGUGACAUGGGAGCGUCCCCGGGUGGUCUUCGACACCACCAUCGACUGGUACACAGUCACCUACCAGGUUCUCCAAGGCCGACAGCAGAGCAAGCAGGAGUACAGGACUGAUGGAGACCAAGAUGUGGGCGCCAUCAUCUCCAAUCUGCUGUCUAACAGCAGCUAUGUGGUUCAGGUGGUGGCUGUUUGCACCAACGGCCUUAGAGGGCGAUGGAGUGACCAGAUUAUAGUGGACAUGCCGUUGGAGGACCCCGAAAGUGAUUCCAACCCUGACAGCAUCUCAAAGGAUUCUGAAAGCCACGUAGAGGUCUCUUCUGCAGGAUGGAAAAAACYCAAGAACCAUAAAAAUGUGAACCUGCCAACAGAAGACCACAGCCCAGUGGAGGAAAUCCCAGCAGAGCAGACACGAGUUUACCAGAACCAUCCUACACAGCACCAGCACCAGCCCACAGACCAAACCCAGACAGACCAGCACACCCCAGCACCUGUCCCCACCCAGUCAACCUCUCAGACUCCCCCCGACUCUCAACCCAACCUGAAGGUGGAAGAGAAGCCGAGCCGAAACAGUCCAGAUCAGAACUGGAUAGAGGGUGAACAUCUGAGCCCAGAACACAGACCUUUUACGGGGUCCGGUUUCGAGAGCAACAGCGCCAUCUGGGUGAAUCCAGUAACUCAUCAGCCGGGSUUCCUAUUUCCAGUUGUUCACACAACCACACAGCUGUCAGUCCGCCGGCAAAUCACAGAAGAGGCUUCGCUGUCAGCGCCGUCAAAAGAUGAUCYGCCAGACCAAGCCAGUAAAAAUGGCCCCUCUAACCUGUUUACCCCUCCAAUGGAGGACAUCCAGGUCACAGAUGUCUUCUUUGAAGACGCAGUCACCAGCUCUCCAGUAGAACCCAUCACCAGCCCUUCAGCAGUGGUGCCAGGUAACAAAGUUCAGAAMGGCUCGCCGCCGUCCUUCGAGGACAGCGAAGCCUCUGGAAGCAAACCUCAGCAGAAGGCCAUCACCUCCGACUCCUCCACUCCCUCCUCAGUCUGGACGAAAGAAGUCCUGACGACUGCCAGCAACACCCUGAGCGACUCGCUCUAUAAAUCGUUCACCACCUCUUCUCUGCUCCGAGUGUUGAUGCACACAACUCAGCCAUUGUUCAAUAAUGCAGACACCCCUACCCUAAGGACUGAAGACUUCACAGACUCUCUGAACCACUCAAGUGGAAUCAUCACGAACCCUGAACAAUCUGACUCUGAAGUAACACCGUCACUGUCUGUCAGUAAAUACACCAACAACCUCUCUGAGGGGAAGGUUUUGUUUUCUACACAAGAUCAAGGUCCAACUUUUUUCAACACUUUGGGUUCUCAGGAUCUCCUGAUUUCAACCAGCCAUUAUUUCUCACCACCUGAUUACGACUUGACUCCCACCCAUUCAAUAACGACAACCAUAAACGCCCCAAGUGCCUCUCCAACCCAAAGUGAUAGUUUGAUCGAAGACACUCUGGAUUUGAAGAGUGAAGAGGAUGACCACAGUGCAAAUUCAGAAACAUUUUUAUUUGAUUCCAGUGGUCUGGAUUGGUCAGACGGUCAAACGGAGGUCAGUGGAUCGGGUUCUGGCUAUGACCACAACCUUGAGGAACUGGAGCAAGAUGCUGAAGUUCAAUUUACGUUUUCUAUAUUUCAAAGCAUCAUCGGUGAUACCAGAGAGGGGAGCAAAUCCAAUGGUAUGACUAYAGAUGGGGUAAGUAAUGUAAAUAGAGAGGGUGACUCGGAUGACAUUGAGAUAAGUGGUGAGGAAGAAGAGGACUUGGAUGUUGGGAAUCACACCCUCACAAAACUGGAUAAAGAAACCAGUGAGAGCUUCGCUAUCACAAAAUUAAAACAAAUAAUGGAAAAAGAGAAUGAAAGUGAAGUGGAGCCCAAACCUGAAAGGGUAAUCUACCAUGAGCGUGGCAGUGGAACCGAGGACUUCAGUGGUUCUGGUGAACAUACUACAUUUGACAAAUACAAGCCAAAGGAAGUUAAUGUGAAAAGAGAAAAUUGGAAUUCUGAGUUCAAGUCCAAAAGCAACAACAGGAGCUACAGUCAGGAGGAUUUAAUGUCUGAAAGAAAUGCAACUGCAGAUAAAAGGAUGCAGACAAUAGAUUCCUCAAAGUUUCUGAGCAGUGAAGAGAACCUCUACGAUGAGGAUCAGAACCAGAGUCUGUCUGUGAACAAGUCUACUAAUGAGGAUCAGAAGGACAGAGAAGACAUGAGACCUGUGAACAAAAGAGAGCAUGUUACAGUUGGUGGUGUUGCUGGAGAUGGUACGCAGGAUGAGUUGUUAGAUGCUGAAAGAAGUCUUUUCCCUCAGCUCAGAAUGACAGACAUUACAAAACAGGAGCAAACAGAAGAACGCAGCAACAGCAGCCACGAGUCUCGGGUCGGGCUGGUUGAAGGUGUUGAGAGGGAGAAGAGGACYGUGGUUCCUCUGGCUGUCGUCUCCACCCUCACCAUUCUUUGCCUGCUGGUACUUGUGGGCAUCCUCAUCUACUGGAGGAACUGUUUCCAGGUAGCUCAUUUCUACCCGGAUGACACUGCAUCACCUAAAGUUCUGUCUGUCCCAUCCACGCCACUGCUGCUGGCCACAGACGGCCACGAGCCGCUCACGGUGAAGCAGUUUGUGAAGCACGUCAUGGAGCUCCACAGCACCAACACUUUCUGCAAGGAGUUUGAGGAGGUUCAGACGUGUACAGUCGACAUGGGCAUCACGGCCGACAGCUCAAAUCACCCUGACAACAAAAGCAAGAACCGCUACAUUAACAUACUGGCCUAUGACCACAGCAGGGUGAAGCUGUCCAACAGUUUGGACCGAGAAGGGAAAUGUGGGGACUACAUCAACGCUAACUUUGUGGAUGGUUAUGAGCGAACGAGGGCAUACAUCGCAGCUCAGGGGCCUCUCAAAUCGAGCAGGGAGGACUUCUGGAAAAUGAUCUGGCAGCAGAACGUUGGAGUCAUUGUCAUGAUCACCAAUCUGAAGGAGAAAGGACGUACAAAAUGUGACCAGUACUGGCCUGAGGAGAACCCAGAGGAAUACGGUCCCUACCAGGUCACCCUAAAAAGCACAAAGACCCUUGCUUAUUACACACUUCGAACUUUCACAGUCAGGGAUACAACAAAUAAGGUGCCUCAAAGGAAAACUGAGCACACUGUCCUUCAAUUCCACUACACCCAGUGGCCAGAUAUGGGCGUCCCAGAAUACACUUUGCCUGUGCUGUCCUUCAUCAGAGCAUCUUCUCAAGCCAGAACGCAGGAAAUGGGACCAGUUUUGGUCCACUGCAGUGCUGGUGUAGGAAGAACGGGCACCUACAUAGUGAUAGACAGCAUGCUGCAGCAGAUCCAGGAUCAGGGGAUGGUGAAUGUUCUUGGCUUCCUGAAACACGUUCGGACUCAGAGAAACUUUUUGGUUCAGACAGAGGAGCAGUAUGUCUUCAUCCAUGAUGCUUUGGCAGAGGCCAUAUUGAGCCGGGACACCUUAGUCACCGCAGAGCUUCUCCACACGUAUGUGUCAGGCCUCCUGACACCCGGUCCCACCGGCAGGACACGCAUGGACAAACAGUUAAAGUUAAUAAGUCAGCGGCAGGCGAAGCAUGCAGACUACAGCACUGCUCUGAAAGAUGGCAACGCUGAGAGGAACAGAGCAAGAGCACUGAUGCCUGUGGAGAGAUCGAGAGUUUCUCUGACAGCUUCAGAAACAAACUCCACAGGCUACAUCAAUGCCUCUUAUGUUCUGGGCUACCACUGCAGUAAGGAGUUCAUAGUGAGUCAGACUCCUCUGAGCAGCACGGUGGAAGAUUUCUGGAGAAUGAUCUGGGAACACCAAACCCACACAGUUGUCUGCCUGCCAGAUGCACACAAUCAGAGUGAAAAGAGGGAUUGUUGUGUCUACUGGCCAAGCAAAGAUCUACCACUGAGCUUUGACAGUUUCACUGUGUCGCACUGUGGGGAGCAGCACAUACAUCUGCCUAAUGAGGAGAGACUUUUGGUGCAGGAUUUUACUGUGGAGUCUAGUCAGGAUGACUGCGUGUUCAACAUGCGUCAUUUUAGCACCCCCUGCUGGCCUAAUCCAGACAGUCCCAUCAGAAACAGCUUUGAUCUCGUCAGCGCAGUCAGAGACCACAGCAGACACGUACAGGGACCUGUAGUCGUCCACGAUCCUUUGGGAGGCUCUACAUCGGGCCUGUUCUGCGCCCUCUCCACCCUGUUCAGUCAGCUGGAGCAGGAGGGAGCGGUGGAUGUCUACCUGGUGGCACGAAUGACCAACCUGAUGAGGCCGGGAGUUUUUAACGAUAUUGAGCAGUACCAGUAUCUGUACCGAGCCGUCCUGAGCCUAGUGAGCAGCCAGGAGGACCAGAAAGCCCUGCAGAGUCCAGAGACCAACGGAUCCGUACCACUGGGCCAGUCCAACGUUGCAGAGAGCCUGGAGUCACUCAUGUAGACCCAAACUCUGACCUGUUGCACAAACACCCACUUUACACGUUGUCAGGGUCACAGCUGUGGAAAGUGAGCCUCCUAAUGCUUUAAUACACAUCUUUACUCWCUGGAGUCAUUUUAAAAGGAACAACCCACAACAACUCUUUUGUUUUUCCAAACAGGAACUUUACUGUUAAUGAGUUAACCUUAUCCUAGGCUUUUCUUUUUUCAUAAAUCCCAACUGUGCACGUCUGAUAGGUUGGAAAAAUUAAAAAUGACUGAUUAACACAGUAUCAGUUCUGGCAUAAUCAGACACCAAAUUAACGUACAGCAGGAAAGUAAGAACACGAAUCAGCAAAAAAGAGAGAAAAAGAAAAACUUUAUUUUUAAGUAUAUUUUUACAUCUGGAAAAUUUCCUAUACAUUUACAUGAAGGGGGUGUGGCUUCAAAAUUGUACUGCAGCAAGCCACUAGGAGGCACUUGUUCUUUGUGGCUUCAGCUUCUUGGUUCUGGUCCUGACUCUAGUUUUAAUAUCCAGUGUCCUCGUGCUUUGUACACCUGAAUUAAGCCAGCUUUUAAAAACUAAUUAGUCUCUGGAUAAACUUUUGAUCUUUAAAUCGUAACAACCACAACCUGCAGACAUAUUGUUCCCAACAAUGGCAACUCACUCUUUUUUUUUUCAUUUUUUAUUGUUUUGUUUUUGACUGUAAAUACAAAGCUUUUCAGAGGUAAUAAAAUAGCAGACUAUUUUACACAUUUUCACUUUGUACCACAGAAACAACAGAGCUGUUUUUUAGUUUUCUCUACAUCUGUCUUGAUUUUUCCUGUUCUUGUUUCCACUAAACUUUGAUCAUGUCUUGAAAUGAUUAAAAACUAAAUGGAGAAAGUGGGGAAAAAACUAAUUUUAAGAAAAUGUUUAUCGAACUUAAAAAAAUAAAAAAUAUUUCUUACUGUUUUUUGAUUUGCCAUUAACGUGGAUGUUUUCGCCACCUAGUGGCACAACAAGGGUAUUUCAGCUGACUAUUUUUCCUUUAUAUUUUAUAUUUUUAGUAUAACUCAGAUGUGCUUUUUUUAUAAAAAGAAGAAAAGAAUAUAAGUUGAAAAAAUAUAUUUGGAGAUGUAAAGGCGUAUUUUGACGCAGAACCAAAAAGGCUAAACAUCUAUGAAGAAUGGCUUUUCUCAAAUAUUUUCGGAGACAUUUUUAAAUCGUUAACCCUUUUAUUAUCUUUAGCUGCUUUUGACUUCCUGUCAAGAAAUUUCUGAAUAAGGUAGGAGUUAAAAUAGAAUAGCUAAAUGACCUCUAUACUUAAUAAAUAAGACAAAUUAUUAUUUAACACAUUUACGUUUUAUGCUUUGCACACAAACCAGCUGAAAUUUGAGUUCAAAUUAUUCUUAUUUAGAAAAAUAACCAGAAUUAAUUUUUUAUUUUGAUCUGAUUUUUGUUCAUUCAUGUCUCCUUGCCAGUGCCUUUUGUAAACCACAUCACUGUACAUUAAACUUAAUGCGCCAAAAUWUGAAGCUCACACAAUGCAGAUGUUUUAUUUACUGUAAAAUGAUGUUUAAAAUAUAACAUUUAAUUUGUUCCCAUCAAUAUGAGCAAAAAAAAAAAAAGAACCUAACUAUUAUUCAGGUGAGAAUAUUCACCGUUAAACAUUUUCAGUUUGAAGUCCCGACCGGAACAUUUUGCUAUGACUGUUUCAAAAAUCAUCGAUCUGUGGUUCUGAUCGGUUUAACUGGCAUCAAACCCAUUCUGUGUAAAUAUUCCUAAAUACUAGAAAAGGCCAAAAUGACUGUGUUUAUACUGUACYGCUAUAUAUUUUCUAUUUUACUAUACAAGGCGAUUUUCUAGUCAUUUACACAAACAUAACAGUGGGUUCGAUUUGAUACGUUUAGCCUGAAAAUAUUGAUCUUGAAAAUAGUUUUAACUGUUUGUUCUGUUUUUAUCUGUAGAUUCAUGUCUUUUUCUCCAGUCAAAUGCUGGAGGACUGGAAAUGUAAACAGGAUUAAAGAGUUCUUUCAAACUUGA